ACUAACCCUGUGUACAUGUUUGUUUGUGGUGGUUGCAAUAGAUUUGUUUGUGCGUAGAAAGCGUAAAUUAUUGCAACGAAAAAUCUAAACGUAAAAAUUUUGCACAACAUAAAACGAGUGUCAUUUGCAAAUCAUAUACGCAAUAGCAGCAGCAGCGAAGCAGCAGAAUGGACAUCAUGGACAUACAGGCUGUCGAAUCGAAGCUAAGUGACGUCACAGUGACACCAAUACCGCGCUCGCAGGUGCAAAACUUCUACAACUAUCAGCAGCAGCGCGAACAGCGCGAGCAGCAACCACAAAUCCAAAUCUCUGCUAUACAUCAUUCGCGCAGCGGCGGCAACACCAGCGCUGGCAGCGCUGCCAGCAACAGUGACUAUGUGAACAACAGCGGCAACAGCAACGCCAUCAGCAGCAGCGGCGGUGGCGGUGGCAGCAAACGUGAUCGAAACGCAUCGAGCAGCGCUGCAGCCACCGCAGCUGCUGCGGCCGCCGUUGCCGCAUUGCAAUAUUCGCCGCAAUUUCUGCAGGCUCAGCUCGCCCUGCUCCAGAAGCAAUCGAACACCACUGCCACACCGUCCGCUUCGUCUGCCGCUGCAGCAGCGGCGGCGGCUCUAUCCCUGGCCAACAUAGCAGCGGCCAGCAAUGGACGUAAUCUCUCCAGCACCAGCACGAACAGCAACAACAACAGUAACAAUAAUAACAUCAACAGCAACAGCAAUGGAAAUGGCAAUGGGAAUGCUGUCAACCUCAAUCUCGGCCUGAAUCUGACACAAUCCCAGCUCAAAUACCCGCCCCCAUCCACAUCGCCGGCAGUGGUGACCACCCAGACGUCGGCCAAUAUCACCACACCGCUGACCUCCACCGCCAAUCUGCCGACAGCGGGCAGCGUCGGCAGCAAUGGCCUGAGCAAGUACGCCCAGCUGCUGACCGUGAUCGAGGAGAUGGGCCGUGAUAUACGUCCCACAUAUACGGGAUCGCGCAGCUCGACGGAGCGACUGAAGCGUGGCAUUGUCCAUGCCCGUAUCCUGGUGCGCGAGUGCCUCAUGGAAACGGAGCGUGCGGCCCGUCAAUGAGAGGAGGAGGAGUGCGGCAUGCCGCAGCUAAAGUCACCCGAUUAAGCUACACACUAGACUACACUAGAUUACUACACUACACUACACUACAAUCAGAGAACUCUACAUUGCACUACACAAGACACGCACUCAACAUGGGCAUGGUGAAAAGGAAUCUAGCAUUUAAGUGUGACCAGACUCUUGUGACGAUUCUAUUCUUUACUUUUUCUUCUAUUUCUUUUCGUUGCAAUUUCAUGAAUCGAUGGAUCCUUGAGCAAUGUUGUCGUCUAUAUAUGAGAUCGAUCCGUGACCAAAUCGACCCCAGACACAGCAUGCUCAAGCCCGUCGAUGUUUUGGCUAUGAUAUUUGCUUUCACUGUGCCUGCUAAAAGUAACGAGUUAAAGUAGCGGAUAGCGAGUUAUUGACUCUGCUCGUUAGCUUUAACUGAUUAUUGCUUUGACUUAUUAUUUAAGUGUAUUAUUAUGAUUAUAACAUUUCAUUAUUAAACAAUA
This is a messenger RNA of Drosophila arizonae, 1564 nucleotides long. It is a transcript of the gene CDK2AP1, whose product is annotated as CDK2-associated protein 1. Gene Ontology annotation, cellular component: nucleus; cytoplasm. The record is from RefSeq and is a predicted model, not a curated record. NCBI's taxonomy places the organism in Eukaryota, Metazoa, Arthropoda, Insecta, Diptera, Drosophilidae.